AUGAAUAACACCACCACCAACAACACCGAUAAUAAUGGUCCUCCAACUACAAAGGGUCCAACGUUCAUAGACUUGGGAGGGAUGGAGGAAAUAUUGAUGGAGAUAGAGAACACAAUCAUUGUGCCGCUUGUUAAGCAUCAGAAGCUGCUUCAAAAAGGCACCAAGUUUAUCAAGAAUGGUAUUCUUUUGCAUGGCCCUUCUAGCUGUGGCAAAACCACUUUGGCCAAUGCCAUUGCCAAUGAGUUAGGCCUACCAUUCUAUAGCAUCAGUGGAAGUGAAAUCGGGGAUAAAUUCUAUGGUGAAUCUGAAAGUAGAAUACGAGAGUUUUUCUCAAAAGCAUACAGUACAGCCCCUUCAAUUGUAUUUAUUGAUGAGAUUGAUGCAAUUGGUACACAAAGACGACAAAAUGUAUCCGAGAAUAACUCGAUUGUGAUACAGUUAAUGAGUUGCAUGGAUGAAUGUCACAGGAGAUCACAAAUGGCUGGUGAAGAAGCAGGCUACAUUCUUGUGAUUGGUGCUACCAAUAGGCCUGAGGUUCUUGAUCCUGCACUGAGGAGGGCCGGGAGAUUCGAAACCGAGAUUCUUUUAGGUGUGCCGGAUGAAAAUGCUAGGGCUGAUAUUCUUUCCCGUAAGCUACCAUCUUUUGUCUCAUUUGAUGUUAAAAGGAUAGCAAGGUCUACUCCUGGAUUUGUACCUGCUGAUUUGGAUGCCUUGAUCACUCAGACUAAUUCCAUUGCCUUGGAGAGAACUGUAAACAUGAGAAAACCUAAUCAAGAUGGGAGGUCGCAUAGGUGGUGGAUGGAACGGUGGUUGGAUGAAGCAAUUGACAACCUUACUAUUACCAUGGAUGAUAUUGAGAAAGCAUUGAAAAAGGUUGAACCUUCUCUUUUAAGAGAAGGCUUCUCAACUAUCCCUAAUGUAAAAUGGGAAGAUGUUGGUGGAUUGAAUGAUAUAAAGGUUGAUCGAUUUAUUGUUAACUCAAUUAGAUAUCCUCAGAUAAAUAAGAUAUUUGGAGGAGACAUAGAAACAGGGUUUUUACUAUUUGGACCUCCGGGAUGUGGUAAAACAUUAAUAGCCAAAGCUGUUGCUAAUGAAGCUGGAGCCAAUUUCAUUUAUGUCAAGGGUCCUGAACUCUUCAAUACGUGGCUUGGAGAAAGUGACGGGCACCGGACCUUAUUUAAUCGUGCAAGAACAUGUUCACCGUGUAUAAUUUUCUUUGAUGAGAUAGAUAGCUUAGCAGCAAAGAGGAACAACAACACAGGGGAACGGUCAUCUCAUCGAAUGGUGACACAGUUACUUACAGAGUUAGAUGGCAGAGAUCAAAGGCAUGGUGUAUUUGUAAUUGGUGCUACAAAUAAAAUUGAUCAGAUAGACGAGGCUCUUUUGCGGUCAGGCAGGUUGUGUAAACGUAUUUUUGUGCCUCUACCAACCCCUGAUGAUCGUGGAGUGAUCUUAAAUGCUCUUGCAAAGGGGAGGCCUAUUGAUCAAAGUGUGAAUUUGAAUGAGACUGGACGAAUGGAAGCUUGUAAAAAUUUUAGUGGGGCUGAUCUAAAAUGUUUGAUGAGAGAAGCUAUUAUGGCUGCUUGGGACGAAGCAAUAGCCAAAAGCAGCAGUUCAGAAGCAUCUCUAAUUCACUGGACUGUAAAAGUGAAACACUUUGAGCAAGUUGUCACUAAGAUUUCUCCAUCAGUCUCAAAAAAGCACAGUGACUGUGAAUCUGGGUCAUGGAGUUUGAAUGGUUAUAACCAGGAUGGCCUUGGGUUGGGUGGUUGUCCAGUGAGUCUGGUUGGUGCUGGGUUGGUUAUAAUAGAGCUGGGCUUGGGUUUGGCUGGACCAAUGGGUCUGGUUGGUGCUGGCAUGGUUAUGGCACUGCUGGGUUGGGUUUGGAGUUGGAUCGGUCCAGUUGCUGGCAUGGUAGUGCCACUGAACCACUCGCUUUGUUCAGAGUAG
Messenger RNA from Ziziphus jujuba (common jujube), 1950 nucleotides. RefSeq names its product cell division control protein 48 homolog C. Gene Ontology annotation, cellular component: nucleus. Gene Ontology annotation, molecular function: ATP binding; preribosome binding; ATP hydrolysis activity. NCBI's taxonomy places the organism in Eukaryota, Viridiplantae, Streptophyta, Magnoliopsida, Rosales, Rhamnaceae. Gene Ontology annotation, biological process: ribosome biogenesis. The record is from RefSeq and is a predicted model, not a curated record.